AUGGCAGAGGACAGCCCAUCCCAGGGGCAGCAGUUCCCGCCCCAGAUCAGCCCACGGGGGUGGCUAACAGGGCUGCGGUCUGUGCCCCCACAGUCCCACCCGCCCACGCUGUUCCAGCUGGACAGCGGAGAGCACAGCAGUGCUGAGCUGACAGCGGCAGCUCACUCCCUGCAAGCUCCCCUGAGCAGCACCAAGCUUGUCGCUGAGCUGGCAUCUCCAUAUGACAGCCAGUCCUGCAAGCUGCUUCUCAGAGCGGGCGCGCUGGCCGCGCUGCUGCUGCAGCUCAAGCUGGAGCUGCCGUUCGACCGCGUGGUCACCAUCGGCACCGCGCUCGUCCCCAUCCUGCUGGUCACCCUGGUCUUCACCAAGAACUUCGCAGAGGAGCCCAUUUACUGUUACACCCCGCACAACUUCACCCGCGACCAGGCCCUGUAUGCCCGUGGCUACUGCUGGACGGAGCUGCGGGAUGCGCUGCCCGGCNGGCCCGCCAGCCUGUGGCCAUCGCUGUUCGAGCACAAGUUCCUGCCCUACGCGCUGCUGGCCUUCGCCGCUAUCAUGUACGUGCCGGCCCUGGGCUGGGAGUUCCUGGCCUCCACCCGCCUCACCUCCGAGCUCAACUUCCUGCUGCAGGAGAUCGACAACUGUUACCACCGGGCGGCCGAAGGCCGGGCCCCGAAGAUCGAGAAGCAGAUCCAGUCCAAGGGGCCCGGCAUCACGGAGCGGGAGAAGCGGGAGAUCAUCGAGAACGCCGAGAAGGAGAAGAGCCCCGAGCAGAACCUGUUUGAGAAGUACCUGGAGCGCCGGGGCCGCAGCAACUUCCUGGCCAAGCUGUACCUGGCGCGGCACGUGCUCAUCCUGCUGCUGAGCGUGGUGCCCAUCUCCUACCUGUGCACCUACUACGCCACCCAGAAGCAGAACGAGUUCACGUGUGCGCUGGGCGCGGCCCCUGACGGGCCAGCCGGGGGGGGCCUGGCCGUGCGCGUGAGCUGCAAGCUGCCAGCCGUGCAGCUGCAGCGCAUCAUCGCGGGCGUGGACAUCGUGCUGCUGUGCUUCAUGAACCUCAUCAUCCUCGUCAACCUCAUCCACCUCUUCAUCUUCCGCAAGAGCAACUUCAUCUUCGACAAGCUGCACAAGGUGGGCAUCAAGACACGCCGGCAGUGGCGCCGCUCCCAGUUCUGCGACAUCAACAUCCUGGCCAUGUUCUGCAACGAGAACCGCGACCACAUCAAGUCGCUCAACCGCCUGGACUUCAUCACCAACGAGAGCGACCUCAUGUACGACAACGUGGUGCGGCAGCUGCUGGCCGAGCUGGCCCAGUCCAACCACGACGCCACGCCUACCGUUCGCGACUCGGGCAUCCAGACCGUGGACCCCAGCGCCAACCCCGCUGAGCCCGAUGGCUCUGCCGAGCCACCCGUGGUGAAGCGGCCGCGCAAGAAGAUGAAGUGGAUCCCCAGCAGCAACCCGCUGCCCCAGCCCUUCAAGGAGCCACUGGCCAUCAUGCGUGUGGAGAACAGCAAGGCCGAGAAGCCCAAGCCAGUGCGCAGGAAGACGGCCACCGACACGCUCAUCGCACCCCUGCUGGACGCUGGCGCCCGGGCUGCUCACCACUACAAGGGCACAGGGAGCGACGCGGGUCCCGCACCCGACAAGAAGCACACCCGCCACUUCUCGCUGGACGUGCACCCCUACAUCCUGGGCACCAAGAAGGCCAAGCCCGAGGCGGUGCCCAGUGCCCUGCCUGCCUCCCGGAGCCAGGAGGGAGGCUUCCUGUCCCAGGCCGAGGAGUGUGGGCGGGGCCUGGCCGCAGCACCCACCAAAGAUGCUCCGCUCCCUGAGAAGGAAACCUCGUACCCAGCAGAGCCGGCCCGAGCCGGGCUGCCCUCUGGGGGCCCAUUUCAUGUCUGCUCACCCCCUGCACCCUCCUCUGCGGCCCCUCUGUCACCAGCCAGCCUGAGCAAGCCUGACCCGAUAGCUGUCCUGAGCCGGAACGCCACCCACCCUCUGCUGCACAUCAGCACACUGUAUGAGGCCCGGGAGGAGGAGGAGGGGGCCUGUGUGCCCCCGGACAUGGGCGACCUCAUCGCCAUCCCCCCCCCUCAGCAGAUCCUCAUCGCCACCUUUGAUGAGCCCAGGACGGUUGUGAGUACCGUGGAGUUCUGAGGGUCAGGGACGCUCAGGCUGCAGAGGCCUGCACGAGUGUGGUGUGGCUGGCCAGCGGCCUCCUGGCUGACCCCCGGCCCGCGUGGACAGGGUCUCUGCUUUGCCCACACCGUCCAUAUCCCCCCAGCCUCCUGCUGCACGCCGCGGGGCUCAGCACUCCCCUCCGGCCUGCAGGGGAGCCCCCUGACAACGGCCCCACUCGCACCAGCCCGGACAAGUGCCCCGCUGUGGGAUCUGGGCCGCAGACGAAGAGUUUAUUUUUCUAGCGGAUUCUGUUGGGCCGGUCGGGCAGAGAGGACUUGGAGGCUGCACAGGCCGUGCAGCGCCACGCCAUGGGGCGUGUGCUCAGGGCUCUCCCCUCAGGGGCGGAGGCCCACCCGGGUCGGAGGUCACCAUGCACUUUCUCUCUCAGCCUGACACCCCUUUAUUUUAUUAUGAUCGCUGAGCCUGAGUGCGUGCCACCCGCGGGAGACAGGGUGAGUCUGAAGCAAAGGGCAGUGUGUGUGAGUGGGCGUGCACAGGUGGGGUGAGCGUGUGGUGCAUGUGGCAGAGGGUGGGGUGCGAGUGAGCAGGUGUGUGUGCGUGUGGCAGCGUGGGUGCAGGCGCACAGGCGAGCACAUGUGCCCGUGAACGUUGCAGCGUGGAGCUGUGACCACGAGCAUGCGACCGCGAGCAGGAGGGAGUCCAACGCAAUAACCACGUCGCCCCCGGUGCGCAGCCGUGGGCCCAGGCCGUGGGCUCUGCAGGAGCCAGGCCCGGGCUGGCGCCCCAAUUACCUCAGCCACGCGGCACCGAGACGCAGCAUUAACAAGGUAGCACUGAGCAUUCAAUAAAUAUUAUUCUGAUA
Messenger RNA from Tupaia belangeri chinensis (Chinese tree shrew), 3010 nucleotides. RefSeq names its product pannexin 2 (gene PANX2). The transcript is spliced from 8 exons. Lineage: Eukaryota; Metazoa; Chordata; Mammalia; Scandentia; Tupaiidae. Gene Ontology annotation, biological process: cell-cell signaling; positive regulation of interleukin-1 production; monoatomic cation transport. Bases 1 to 2163 code for a protein of 720 amino acids. The record is from RefSeq and is a predicted model, not a curated record. Gene Ontology annotation, cellular component: plasma membrane. Gene Ontology annotation, molecular function: wide pore channel activity.